Lotus japonicus is the source of this 781-nucleotide messenger RNA. RefSeq names its product bZIP transcription factor 1-A-like. Gene Ontology annotation, cellular component: nucleus. The coding region runs from base 1 to 411 and encodes 136 amino acids. The record is from RefSeq and is a predicted model, not a curated record. The transcript is spliced from 4 exons. Gene Ontology annotation, molecular function: DNA-binding transcription factor activity; sequence-specific DNA binding. Gene Ontology annotation, biological process: regulation of DNA-templated transcription. Lineage: Eukaryota; Viridiplantae; Streptophyta; Magnoliopsida; Fabales; Fabaceae.
AUGAUCCUUCCCUCCGCUUCUCCUUCUACCCUGACCCACCAUCCUUCUCCUUCUUCCUCUUCCUCCCUUCCGCCGCCGCCGCCCUUCGAUGAAAGAGAGCUCAAAAGACAAAGGCGGAAACAGUCUAACAGGGAGUCUGCUCGCAGAUCCAGGUUGCGCAAGCAGGCUGAGUGUGAUGAGCUAGCUCAGCGUGCUGAGGCUUUGAAAGAAGAAAAUGCUUCACUCCGAUCAGAAGUAAGUCGUAUCAGGAGUGAUUAUGAUCAGCAGCUACUUACUGAGAAUGCAGCUCUCAAGGAGAGACUUGGGGAACUACCUGGGAACGAUGAUCUUAGGUCUGGCAGGAGUGAUCAGCACGCCCACAACGACACGCAACAGAGUGGGCAGACAGAGGCUGUGCAGGGUGGUCAUUAGGAUCACACGCCGCGUUUCUUGAAGAUAACCUAACUUAAUAGCAAGAGCACGAUCGUGUUUUGGAUAGCUUGUAGUUUAAAUUGUAUUAGAGCUGGCCAUUUAUAGUCUUAGAUCUGUUUAUGUAACAUGAUCCAUCAUUCCUAAUGUGGCUUUUUUCCCUCCCCAUUCAAGACAACCUGGAUCGUAUGUAGUGUGUGAGUUCUGUGUCAUGCCUCAUCUGCAUCUUCCAAAGUAGUGUUCGCGUUUAGCAAUGUAGUUAAUGAACUUGGGUGUUGUCCAUUAUAUAAUUUCCUGUACAAAUAAUUUAUCGUGGAAAUAAAGAAAAAGAGUAGUGGUACCUCUCUGAAUUAUGUUUCAUGUUGAGCCUGCU